Nannizzia gypsea CBS 118893 is the source of this 1341-nucleotide messenger RNA. RefSeq lists its product as hypothetical. The coding region runs from base 1 to 1341 and encodes 446 amino acids. Gene Ontology annotation, cellular component: RNA polymerase II transcription regulator complex. The record is from RefSeq and is a predicted model, not a curated record. Gene Ontology annotation, molecular function: transcription cis-regulatory region binding; DNA-binding transcription activator activity, RNA polymerase II-specific. The transcript is spliced from 5 exons. Lineage: Eukaryota; Fungi; Ascomycota; Eurotiomycetes; Onygenales; Arthrodermataceae.
AUGGCCUCAAGCGCACCGCAGUCCAGCCCCGAAGCUAAUCGUGUGCCCACCGGCAUCGAACCAGCCCCUGAGCUUAUCCGAUCAUGUGGCGGAAACAAAUCUGCGUCUGCUUGUAUAGGGCCUCCUCCAACAGUUCCCAAGAAGAACCCAUCGCUGGUGAAUCUGGCAUUCAUCAAGAACUUAAGUGACCCGGUGAAGAAGAUACCUAGUGAUGGACAACAGCCGAAGCGCCGUGGUCCGAAACCGGACAGCAAGCCUGCGCAAACAAGAAGACAGGAGCUGAACAGACAGGCACAAAGGACACACCGUGAGCGUAAGGAACAGUAUAUCAGAGCUCUAGAGGUCGAAAUAACGCGCCUUAGAGAAGGCUACGCCAAUGAUAUGGAAAGCGCAAACAUGUCCAUCAUGCAGCAGAAACAAACCCUAGAGGAAGUGAAAGAAGAGAAUCGAAUUCUGAAGGAGAUUCUUGCAUCCCACGGCAUCAACUUCGAGGCUGAAUUGGAAAGACGCAGCGCUCCCGUCCAGAGUACCCCCCAGGAAAGUAGCUAUGGGGGCAGCAUCUCAGCUUCGCACUCUCAAACAGCUCCUGAUAUGGCCAGUAUGAACUAUUUGGGUACUCCAGACACAUCCAUCUCUGGUCGAAGCCCUGGCACAACCAUAUCAGAAAUGGCACAGCAACCGACUGCCGGGUCCAAUAAUCCAUACUUUGAAUCAGCAACGCCUCUGCCAGGGACGGGCUAUAAUACAUCCUCUAAUAGCAUUGGUGGCGGGACUGCCUUGGUCAGUAGCACCCCUGGUGUGUUCGAUGUUGAUCCGCAGCUUGGGAUAGAUUUUGUCCUUCAUCUUGAAAAGCCAUGUAACUGGCACAUGGAAUUCCUUUGCCGCAGAGCACACGACGAUGAGAACCAAGAGGCGGUCUCCGGUCACACCCUGAUGGCAACAUGCCCAACCUCAUCAGUGAUAGCGAACACUGAGCGAGGCCAGACUUAUGUGACUAAAACUUACGACCUCCCGCCUGCAAACUUGAAUACACUGCUCAACCUCAGCAGGCAGCUAGUAACCGACGAUGAGAUCACUCCAAUAAUGGCACUACAGCUUCUUCGAAACCAUGAGGCAUACCCUUACCUGACCAGAGAAGACGUUGCACAUAUGAUGAGUGACCUAGCGGCAAAAGUCCGCUGCUACGGUUUCGGUGCCGUCCUUGAAAACUUCGAAGUAAUGGACUCACUUAAUAGUGUCUUGACCAGCAAGAUGGACUAUGCGAUUGCCAGCUAUGAUGGCAGCUCGUCGCUGAUUUCGCCCCCGAUCCAGAGCUCGGAGGUGUUGGAUAUGUAUUCAUGA